AUGGGAGUACGUCCAGAACGAGCGGACGGGCUGUAUGCAGCUUUCACGGCGGGAACCUUGAGUGCCGGGCAGAGGCAGCUCUUCUCGUUGGGGCGGGCAGUACUCCGUGCUGUGAUCCGUUUGCAUUCAACGACUUCCAAGGAGUCCGGCAAUCAGAACCAAGGGGGGAUCCUCCUCCUUGAUGAAGUCAGCUCCAGCGUGGACCGUGAAACUGAACAGAUAAUGCAGGAGAUCAUUCGAGCAGAGUACAGCCACUACACGGUCAUUGCUGUGAGUCAUCGCCUGGAGAUGAGCAUGGAUUUCGAUCGGGUGGUGGUGAUGGACCGGGGUGAGGUGGUGGAGGUUGGCAAUCCGGCCCUCCUGAAAGGGGAAGCCGGGAGUCGAUUUGGGGAGUUGGUGGCCGCUGCUGAUGCGUAG
Penicillium brasilianum is the source of this 417-nucleotide messenger RNA. The record is from the annotation of a GenBank genome assembly. Lineage: Eukaryota; Fungi; Ascomycota; Eurotiomycetes; Eurotiales; Aspergillaceae.